Botrytis deweyae is the source of this 2007-nucleotide messenger RNA. RefSeq lists its product as uncharacterized. The transcript is spliced from 4 exons. NCBI's taxonomy places the organism in Eukaryota, Fungi, Ascomycota, Leotiomycetes, Helotiales, Sclerotiniaceae. Gene Ontology annotation, biological process: regulation of DNA-templated transcription. Gene Ontology annotation, molecular function: zinc ion binding; DNA-binding transcription factor activity, RNA polymerase II-specific. The record is from RefSeq and is a predicted model, not a curated record. The coding region runs from base 1 to 2007 and encodes 668 amino acids.
AUGCAGCUCAGCUCUCCUCGGCGUUCAAGAAACGAGGAUACAUCCAACAGUCAGGAUGAAAGUUUAGCCAACACGCAGCCAUCCGCUGGUAUCCAUGGAGAAGGAAAGAAGGUUUCUAAACGUAAAAGAGGAUGUUUGAUAACGUCAAAUGCAUGCAACAGUUGUAAAAGAGCCCGAUCAAAGUGUAAUGGCGAGCAGCCUUGCAGUCGUUGUAUCAAAAGAUUCCAAGCUGGAGAAUGCUUCUAUGGAACUCAUACCAAAAUUGUAAAGGAGAAACUGGUCGAAUCCCUCAAAGAGAGCCAUGCAAUCAACCGUAUGGCAGAACGGGUGUUUGAAAGCCUCGCAGUAGCGGAUGAUGAACGCAAAAUCCUCAAUCGGAUAAGGAACAGGGACUCUAUUCAAGAUAUAGCACAAUGGCUAGAAACCACUGUCGAUGUCAAAGAGCAGCUAUCUACGUUACGAAUUGUUGACAAUGAAGUUGAUGGUCUAGAUACAUCAGGUUUCCAUUGGACAACAGUAACAGCAGAUAAAGAUGUUCUUCAUCACUUAUUCUCCUUGUAUUUUACUUGGGUUCACCCUUCUCAUUCCUUAUUCAAUGAGCAGCAUUUUGUGAAUAGCAUGCAGAAUAAUUCCAAUGAAUUCUGCUCGCCCCUUCUGUUCAAUGCUAUCUGCACAAUGGCAUGCUAUUUGCAUACAAUUUUGGAAGGCGACAAGACGAAUUACAAGGAGCUAGGCCAGAGAUUUGCUGAUGUGGUAAAGCACAAUAUCGAUGCCGAAGACAUGAGUCUCAUGACUAUACAGGCUUUUGCAAUUCUCUUCUUGAUAGACUGUGCACAAGGAUAUGGAAUGCAUGCUUCAGCAUACUUGGAAGUCGCAAGUAACUCAUUAAUGAAUUUGGAACAUAUCGGCCUUGGCAGUGAGGCGUACCGGCAAGUUUGGCGUGACACCGUCGUUGGCAUUAAUAACUUAAAUAUUGAGUGGGCUCAGGUAACUUUUAGGAUGCCAGCGGCUCUCAUUGUAGAGGUUCCUGCAACGAAAUCCAUUGAAGAAAUCCAAAAAAACGAAGCCGAGAUUGAUAGUAUGAUAUGGGGAAUGUAUAGAUACCCCAAGGAUGAUGAUACCGUCACGAAUUGCCACUGCCUCAUUGCAACAACCAAUCGAGAGAAAAUGAAUCUUAUGGCCAUAAUUCGGACUACUAAUAUUCUAAUGUAUAAUACCGACAGCUCUCGAAUAGUGGCCUCAGAAAUUCUGCAUCUCUAUGGCAAAUUGGUAGCUUGGCGUGAAUUUCUGCCAAGCAUCAUCAGUAAGACAGAUAACAAAGACACUCAUAUAUUGCCACAUGUGCUUUCGCUUCAUUUGUUAUACGCUACAGCUGUUGUCCAGCUCCUCUAUCCGCUUCUGGACCUCGGACUGUUCGAUACCUCUUGUCUAAGUACAAUCGUUUGGCAACACGCACAACAAGGUCUUGCUGUCGUUGAUAGCUAUCGUGCUCACUAUAGUUGUGCCUAUCAGCCUGUCUUACAAGUAUUCGCUAUACUGAACCUGACAGAUGUCAUUGUUCGAUUUUUCCCCAAAAUCAAUAGAGAACUGGGAAAAGAUGAUGAAGAAGCUGUUAAACUUGCUACAGAGGUAUUGGAGCAAUCUCUGUUAACUUUCCCUGUAGCUGCAAUAUUUAGGGAAAAGUUUCGGGAAAUCACCAAGAAGAUCUUGUUUCCUUGGCCAAGCAAUCUGGAUAAUCUCUUAUAUCACAAGAGAAGUAAAUCAAGGUCCCUUUUGGACGGAGUCAUUGAUGCUUGUACCAGGACCACCUAUAUUCAGCCUAUCAAUUCUAUACAGAAAAGAUUUGCGACAGGCAUACAAUCGAACUGGUCGAUGUUAUCCUCCGGAUUAGGCUUUGCAGGGCCUUCUCAAAAUGCUUCUACACUGCAACAGCCGCUUGACAAAAGAGCUAUGCAAAGCCUUCAUUAUGUACUUGAUUUCCCAAUCAAGGGAUUAAGCAAGCCAUGA